UGUGGGCGAAGGAAACGAAAGCGAAGAAGCUUGUUGGCUUACUUGAAUAUAAUUUGAUUUUAUCAAAUAAACACCGCAGUUUAUUAACUGGUAAAAAUACUACAGCUUAUAAAACUUUUUGUUUGUUCAAUAACAAUUUUUGACUUGAACGAACAGCUCUUGUCAAGCCCGAAUCUCCUAAAAUAAGCAGAGACAUCCAGUGAAUGUCAGAAAGACAAAACGAUGAUGGUGUUUGAACUGCCAACACACUGAGUUCUCUCGCAGAAGACACCUAAUGAAAAAUUACUGCAACGUAACAGAAUCCAGUAUGGAGGACAAGGCAAAUGGUUCAGUUGACACCAAAAGCCCAGUGGAGAACGGUCAGCUGCCAGACCCUUCCAACUGGGGAGUUGCUGACGUUGUCAAUUAUUUCAAGGCAACAGGGUUCGAGGAGCAGGCUACAGCUUUCCAAGAUCAGGAAAUUGACGGCAAGUCUUUGCUCCUGAUGACGCGUAACGACGUCCUAACAGGACUGUCGAUAAAACUCGGCCCCGCGUUGAAAAUCUACGAGUACCACGUGAAGCCGCUGCAAACGCAGCACCUGAAGAGCAACGUGUCGUAGCACUGCCAGCUGCCCCGCCACCCACCUCAGCGACAAUCAUCAUGUCAGGAGACUCCAGGUUAGCUGCGGCUUCACAAAGACUCUUCUGCCAACAGAGGCACCUUGAUGAGAUUUGAAUGCUGUUUUUUUUGUUGUUGUUUUUGUUUUGUUUUGUUUUUUGUUGUUUUUGUUUUAAUAAGCGCGAAUCCCAAAACCCUGGUCUGCACACUGCAUCCACUCAGCUGUUUACCCCUUCAGCCAUUAUUAUUUCUGCUGCUUAAGAUAUGUAUUUUUGUGUUUUAUUUAAGACAAGAGAUUAAGAGUGAGUAUUCUGAAGGCUAGAUUUGUGUGUUUGUGUGGUGAAUGUGUGUGCAAAGUAAAUUAAACCGCAAUGGGGUUUUUUAAGUAUUUGUAAAUAAGAUGAUAUAUAGUUGAAAAGGAUGUAUGUUCUGUUAUAUUUGAACACUUUGAUACGUGCAGAAAAUUAUUAUGAUCCCAUUGUGUUUCCCUGAAUUUAGUUUUUAUGUUUUAAACUGCACAUCUGAGUCCAUGAUUUGUCCAGAGCAUGUAACAAUUAAUCACUUUGUUUUCCAGGACUUUUAUCUAAAGCCUCUUUGUUUCUUCAAGCCAACUUUAUUUAGACUUGAGGCUCUUGGUAUGAAAAUCUUUCUGUAUAUAUUCUUAUUACUUAUUACCUGUGGUGCUUUCAGCUUUGUCACAUGGACAGCUGUAUUGAAGUGUUCAUGACCCACGUUUUGGUGCAACAUAACACUGGAGUUUGAAUAUCUUGAGUCUAAAAUUGAUGAUAAAUGGUGCUUUUUUUUCUCACCAAAGAACAUCAGUUUGACUUUCUUGACUUUUUUUGUUCACAUAGUUAGCUGGCAACAUAUUAUUUAUCUCUUUUACACACCCACUCAAAUUUCAGACCAUUUCAGAUGAUGUAAGGGGACAUUAAAGAUAUAAAACGAUGUAUGUCUUUUGUUAUGUUCUUUGAACAUAACAAAAGAACCCUAACAGAAGACAGAAGAGAUGGAUUAGGAGAGUAAAUAAAAAAACACUAGCAAACUUCAAGAAACCAUGCAAUAUAACGAAUAAUGUGCCAAAAUGUUUCUACACUGGUACAAGAAAUUAAUAAACUCAAAGAAAAUUA
This is a messenger RNA of Poecilia reticulata (guppy), 1730 nucleotides long. RefSeq names its product sterile alpha motif domain containing 13 (gene samd13). NCBI's taxonomy places the organism in Eukaryota, Metazoa, Chordata, Actinopteri, Cyprinodontiformes, Poeciliidae. Gene Ontology annotation, molecular function: histone binding; chromatin binding. Gene Ontology annotation, cellular component: nucleus. Gene Ontology annotation, biological process: negative regulation of DNA-templated transcription. The record is from RefSeq and is a predicted model, not a curated record.